This is a messenger RNA of Oryza sativa Japonica Group (Japanese rice), 1166 nucleotides long. RefSeq lists its product as uncharacterized. NCBI's taxonomy places the organism in Eukaryota, Viridiplantae, Streptophyta, Magnoliopsida, Poales, Poaceae. The record is from RefSeq and is a predicted model, not a curated record.
GGCCACGCCGAGGCCGCAAGGGCGCAACCGCAUUUCAAAACUUGAAACGAGGGAGACGAAGUGAGAGAGAGAUGGAGAGGGCGGUGCCGGUGCGGAAGACGCACGCCUCGACGGCCGGCCUGCUCAGCUGGUCGGAGUCGCCGGGCCCCGACAAUGCCGCGGCGGCGGCGGGCGCCGCCGCGCCGCCUUCCUCGCGGCCCAGCCUCAAGCCGGCCGGUGGGAUCACGCCGGCGAUGUUCGGAGCGCCGGUGACCGACCUGGAGGCCGAGGAUCUGACCAAGAGGAAAAUGUGCUCGGGCUCAAAGAUGAAGGAAAUGACCGGGAGUGGAAUAUUUUCUGCACAGGGUGCAAAUGGAGAUUCUGAAACUGGCUCCGGUGACUCUAAUCCUCCCAGCAAGACAUCAUUAAGGAUGUAUCAGCAAACUGUAACUGGCAUAAGUCAGAUAUCAUUUAGUGCUGAGGGGAGCGUGUCUCCGAAGAAGCCUUCCUCAUUGCCUGAGGUGGCGAAGCAGCGAGAGUUGAGUGGUACACUGGAGAGUGAAGCUGAUGCUAAAUUGAAGAAGCAGAACUCGGAAGCAAAAAGCAAGGAGCUCAGCGGGAGUGAUAUAUUUGGCCCACCUCCUGAGAUUCCUUCUAGACCCUUAGCUGCUCGUAACCUGGAGCUGCAGGGAAAUUUAGAUUUUGCGCUUCCACAACCAAGAAGCAUUCACACUUCAGUUAAAGUAUCCAAUCCUGCCGGAGGUCCGAGCAAUAUCAUGUUUGGGGAGGAGCCGGCGGUCAAGACCGCCAAGAAAAUCCAUAACCAGAAGUUCCAUGAGUUGACGGGCAACAACAUCUUCAAGGAAGAAGCUCCCCCAGGCUCGGCCGAGAAGUCCCUGAGCACGGCGAAGCUCAAGGAGAUGAGUGGCAGCAACAUCUUCGCCGAUGGGAAGGUGGCCUCCCGGGACUACUUCGGAGGCGUCAGGAAGCCUCCUGGCGGCGGGAGCAGCAUCGCGCUGGUCUGACGACUCGCCGGAAGAGUUCUGAAUAUGUAGUUUGUGGCCAGUCUGUGUUUGUUGGCUGUUGUUUAUCCAUCAUUCGAGCGAGAUUUGUUAGUUGUUGCAUACUCACCUAAAGGGCUGGUCAUUGUUCAUCUCCGAACUUCAAAUACCAUUCACUUCUCAUCA